AUUAGAUCUUGAUUUCUUCUUUCAAGCGCCCGUUUACAUUUCCUCCAUUUCUCUGUUCCUUGAUCGUCUCUAUCUUCACGUCUUCGGCAAUGGCGGAUACUGAAACCUUUGCCUUCCAGGCCGAGAUUAAUCAGCUUCUCAGUCUCAUCAUCAACACUUUUUACAGCAACAAGGAGAUCUUUCUCCGAGAACUUAUCAGCAAUUCCUCUGACGCUUUAGAUAAGAUCCGUUUUGAGAGCUUGACUGACAAGAGCAAGCUAGAUGCUCAGCCUGAGCUCUUUAUUCACAUCAUUCCUGAUAAGGCAAACAAUACGUUGUCGAUUAUUGACAGUGGUAUUGGAAUGACCAAGGCCGAUUUGGUGAACAAUCUUGGUACCAUUGCAAGAUCUGGGACCAAGGAGUUCAUGGAAGCUCUUGCAGCUGGCGCUGAUGUGAGCAUGAUUGGACAGUUUGGAGUCGGUUUCUACUCUGCCUACCUUGUGGCUGAGAAGGUUAUUGUUACAACUAAACACAAUGAUGAUGAGCAGUAUGUAUGGGAGUCCCAAGCUGGGGGUUCCUUCACAGUCACCAGGGACACAUCUGGUGAGAACCUUGGCCGAGGUACUAAGAUUACCCUGUACCUCAAGGAAGAUCAGCUUGAAUACCUUGAGGAGCGUCGUCUUAAGGAUUUGAUCAAGAAGCAUUCUGAGUUCAUUAGCUACCCGAUUUCUCUCUGGGUCGAGAAGACCAUUGAGAAGGAAAUCUCUGAUGAUGAAGAUGAGGAAGAGAAGAAGGACGAGGAAGGAAAGGUUGAGGAAGUUGAUGAAGACAAGGAAAAGGAAGAAAAGAAGAAGAAGAAGAUCAAGGAAGUUUCCCAUGAGUGGUCCUUGGUGAACAAACAGAAGCCUAUCUGGAUGAGGAAGCCAGAAGAGAUUACAAAGGAAGAGUAUGCUGCUUUCUACAAGAGCCUUACCAACGACUGGGAGGAGCAUCUAGCCGUAAAGCACUUCUCUGUUGAAGGUCAAUUGGAAUUCAAGGCUAUCCUCUUUGUUCCCAAGAGGGCUCCUUUUGAUCUCUUUGACACAAAGAAGAAGCCAAACAACAUUAAGUUGUAUGUUCGCCGUGUCUUCAUCAUGGACAACUGUGAGGAAUUGAUUCCUGAAUACCUUGGAUUUGUUAAGGGUAUUGUCGAUUCUGAGGAUCUUCCCCUCAAUAUUUCUAGAGAAAUGUUGCAGCAGAACAAGAUCUUGAAGGUCAUCCGCAAAAACUUGGUGAAGAAGUGCCUUGAGCUCUUCUUUGAGAUUGCCGAGAACAAAGAAGACUACAACAAGUUCUACGAGGCCUUCUCCAAGAACUUGAAGCUUGGUAUCCAUGAGGAUUCCCAGAACAGGCCUAAGAUUGCUGAACUUCUCCGUUUCCACUCGACCAAGAGUGGUGACGAGUUAACAAGCCUGAAGGAUUUGACCAGAAUGAAGGAAGGCCAGAAUGAUAUCUUCUACAUCACUGGUGAAAGCAAGAAAGCCGUAGAAAACUCUCCUUUCCUUGAGAAGCUCAAGAAGAAGGGUUACGAAGUUCUGUUCAUGGUUGAUGCGAUUGAUGAGUAUGCAGUUGGUCAGUUGAAGAAAUUUGAAGGGAAGAAGCUUGUAUCAGCAACGAAGGAAGGUCUGAAACUUGAUGAGAGUGAAGAUGAAAAGAAGAAGCAGGAAGUUAAGGAGAAGUUCGAGGGGUUAUGCAAGGUGAUUAAGGAGUUUUGGGCGACAAAGUUGAGAAGGUUGUUGUUUUCUGACCGUGUCGUGGAUUCUCCUUGCUGUUUGGUAACUGGUGAAUAUGGGUGGACAGCCAACAUGGAAAGAAUCAUGAAAGCUCAGGCAUUGAAGGACAAUAGCAUGGCAGGUUACAUGUCAAGCAAGAAGACCAUGGAAAUCAACCCUGAGAACUCCAUCAUGGAAGAGCUCAGAAAGAGGGCCGAUGCGGACAAGAACGACAAAUCCGUUAAGGACCUUGUUCUCCUCCUUUUCGAGACUUCUCUUCUAACUUCUGGCUUCAGCCUCGAUGACCCAAACACCUUUGGAAACAGAAUUCACAGGAUGUUGAAGCUUGGAUUAAGCAUUGAUGAGGAUGCUGGAGAGGGCGAUGCUGAUAUGCCUCCUCUUGAGGAUGCCGAUGCCGAUGCCGAGGGUAGCAAGAUGGAGGAAGUCGAUUAAUUUUGAACUUAAUACUAACCAGUAGCAUCUUUCAAGAUUUCCCUAUGUUAUGCUUUCAAUUUACAACAUAUAAUUUGCCCAGUCAUUUAGGUUAGUUUAUGCCUUACCUUUUCAUGCUAUUUUUCUUUUGUUUCCCGGUCAAAUGUUGCGUUUUCACAAAAUUUUGUGGCCAGCUUAAGUGAUGGUAUAUUUUACUCACAAUAUCUGUAUGUUUCACAUCUCCCUUGAAUUUUAUUGUCUGACUUUGUGCUCAAAUGCGCCGCGUUUUGUUGAAGCUUCGCUCAAUCUAGUGGGCCACGUGUUGAAUUU
Messenger RNA from Benincasa hispida (wax gourd), 2492 nucleotides. RefSeq names its product heat shock cognate protein 80. NCBI's taxonomy places the organism in Eukaryota, Viridiplantae, Streptophyta, Magnoliopsida, Cucurbitales, Cucurbitaceae. Gene Ontology annotation, biological process: protein folding. Gene Ontology annotation, molecular function: ATP-dependent protein folding chaperone; ATP hydrolysis activity; ATP binding. The record is from RefSeq and is a predicted model, not a curated record.